Messenger RNA from Pipra filicauda (Wire-tailed manakin), 1344 nucleotides. RefSeq lists its product as uncharacterized. Lineage: Eukaryota; Metazoa; Chordata; Aves; Passeriformes; Pipridae. The transcript has 11 exons. The coding region runs from base 168 to 1022 and encodes 284 amino acids. The record is from RefSeq and is a predicted model, not a curated record.
UGUCAGAUUUGGUGGCGUUUGGACAGUGAUUACUGGACAGUGAUUACUGGACAGUGAUUACUGGACAGAGAUUGUACAGCAGCGGUGUCAGGACAGCGGUGCCAGGACAGGGGUGUCAGGACAGCGGCGGCAGCAGUAGCUGCCGGACGGUGUGAGGGCGAGGGGCCAUGGCCCUUGCUCUCCGCCUCUUCCUCCUCCUCCUCCUGGCAGUGGCCCUGCACGCCAGGGCUGCCCAGGCUGCUCCGGUGCCAGCGCGGGGAGCAGAUGGGGAUCGUGACUUGGAUUAUCUGGACGAUGAUGUUUUGAAGUACUUCUGGCCUCCUGGAGGGGUGUCCGCAGGCAGGACUUUUCCAGCUCCCGAGCUGGAUGCUGCACCUGAGCCCAGCUCAUAUGGCAUGAGUCCUCCAACAGUCAAGAACCAAUCUCCAGGAGAAAAAAACUCCCCAGAGCCAUUUGAACUUCUGGACCAAAUGCUGAGUGAACUGGAGAGACAACGAGGUGAGGGUACUGGGAAUAUUUCUCCAACACCAUCGACAGAAAAUUCUUUAGAGCCUUCAGGGAUUCCUGCAGUUAUAGGGGUGUCCACAGGGAAGACUUUUCCAGCUUCUGGGCUGGUUCCUCCAAGCAAAGCUGGUUCACAUCAUACGGGUCCUCCAAGAGGCAAGAACCAACCUCCAGGUGAAAAGAAACCUCAGGACCCAUCUGAAGAGAUGGACCAAGAGAUGGCUCUGUGGAAGGCGGCAGCUCCUGAAGGAGGCAGUGACUCUUUGCCAGAGUCUCCUGAAGGAAGGAAGGCGAUGCCAGGCACUGGCAAGCAGGAUGUGGUCGGCAAGGCAGGAACAAAGGACCAAAAUCCUCAGAGUGUCAGGAAAGUUCUGUGCCCCCCGGACUAUCGCAAGCGCUGCAUGAUUGGCAUGCUGGCCACGCUGCUCACUGUGCCUCUGGUUCUGUUCUGCUGCAGUUUUGUGGCGCGCAAGGUGUACAAGAACAAGGAGGUCAUCAUCAAGCUCAUGGCGGCAUAGUUAUGCCAUGGCUCAAUAGAAAAAUACAGAGACCAGCUAUGGACAACAGUCAUGUGUCUGGCCUGGUAAAACACCUGGUUCACAUGUGGGCUAAUGGAUCAUCCUGGCACAUGUUGACACUCCAAAGGCUAAAGUCUGACCUCGUCCUGCAUGAUUUAUCUCCAGUGUGAGAUGCUGAAGGAUUGUACUUCUGCAAGAACCCAGUGGUUAAAUGACACAAAGGAGUAUCUGAGACAACUUAAUGACACAGCAGCAAAAUAAAGGCCAGAAUUCAUCUCCCACAAUAGAGUACAAAAAGCAAUUAAACCACUUUACAUUGUUC